CCUGCAUAAUUCAUAGCCAUAACUUAGGUACAGUACGUUACACGUACGCCUGCAUGUGUGUGGUGGUUGGCAGGAUCGAUGUUCGAGGUGGUUCGAGGGCGGCGCGAGUAGGCGAGGUUGAGUCUUCCCCGAGGUGCGCUCAUUGGCGGCGGAUGCGCGGCUCGUGGUGUGGCCACGCUCGCGGGGCGGGAGUAUCACCUGCCUCGCGUGGUGGUGGCCGCCGCCACAGUCUGCCACAGUCUGCACUCAACUUCAGCCUCGAGGCCCUCGGAGCGUCGCGCAUCUUCAGUCCGCCUCAAUGCACCAGUGCGCCGCUCGAGUGAGAUGUUGAGGUGAAUCGUCAGCAACUGACGUUCGUUGCAGCACUUGAAUGAUGUUGGUGCCAUCGGACAUGCUUUCCGCCUCCACGAAGAUGGCCUACCAGAUCAACAAGUACUUUGGAGAGCGGGUCAUGACCCGCAAGAACCAGGUGGCCAAGACGAUCCAGGAGGUCUGCCGAGUCGUGCAGGACGUGCUCAAGGAGGUGGAGGUGCAGGAGCCGCGAUUCAUUUCGUCCCUGACGGACUACAAUGGACGGUUCGACGGUCUGGACGUGAUCUCUCCCACCGAGUUCGAGAUUGUCAUCUACCUGAAUCAAAUGGGUGUGCUCAACUUCGUGGACGACGGCACUCUCCCUGGGUGCGCGGUUCUGAAGCUGAGUGACGGAAGAAAGAGGUCCAUGUCCCUGUGGGUGGAGUUCAUCACAGCCUCCGGGUAUCUUUCGGCGCGGAAGAUCAGGUCCCGGUUCCAGACCCUGGUGGCUCAGGCCUGCGACAAGUGCGCCUACAGGGACUCGGUGAAGAUGAUCGCCGACACGACGGAAGUGAAGCUGCGAAUCCGAGAGCGGUACGUGGUGCAGAUCACGCCGGCCUUCAAGUGCGCCGGACUGUGGCCGCGCUCGGCCUCGCACUGGCCCAUCCCCCACAUUCCCUGGCCGCACCCGAACAUCGUGGCCGAAGUGAAGGCCGAGGGCUUCGACAUGCUCUCGAAGGAGUGCAUCGGGCUGCAGGGCAAGCAGUCUGCCAUGGAGGGCGACGCCUGGGCUCUGUCCUUCAUCGACGCCGAGAACCGGCUGCUCCAGGGCGCCAGCAGGAAAAGGUGCCUCAGCAUCCUGAAGACCCUGAGGGAUCGGCACCUCGACCUCCCGGGAAACCCCGUCACCAGCUACCACAUGAAAACACUCUUGCUCUACGAGUGCGAGAAGCAUCCGCACGAGGCCGAGUGGGACGAAACUUGCUUGGCAGACCGAAUCAAUGGGAUCUUUCUGCAGCUCAUUUCGUGUCUGCAAUGCAGAAGGUGUCCCCAUUACUUUCUUCCCAAUUUGGAUCUCUUCAAGGGGAAGUCGCCCAGUGGCUUGGAGAACGCUGCCAAGCAAGUUUGGAGAUUAACGAGGGAACUGUUGACCAAUAGCCGAGCUUUGGAAAAAUUAUAGUCCGCAUUUGAAUUUACGAAAAUUAUUAUUUAUCAAUUCCAAGUGUUUUUACUCGAACGAAAUCUGUGAAAAACUGAAAAUAGGGUUUGCAGAAGCCAUUAAAGCAGUACUGCAUUAAAUCAGUGUGUGUUAAACAUUUUUCCCAAUAUUCUAUAUUACCUACAAUUUACAUAUAGCCAAGACGUUGUAAAAACUGAACUGCAAGAAGAACUUGGCAUAUACACGCGCGCGGAAUAUGUUUCCGAAUUGAGCUAAAGCUGCAAUUUAAAAAAGUAAUUAAUAAUAUGGUGCUGUGAUUGGAUCGUGAUUCAUCGUGAUUCAUGCUCAUGCCAAUAUGCCCAAAUUAGUGUCGUGUUUCAAACGCUAAGAGCACAUCAGUGAAAGUUGUUUCUUUAGUGGGAAAUGUACACAAAUUGAUGACAAGUGGAGUGGGUGCUUGGUGGAUUAUAAACAACAAUUUAGUGAUGAAAAAACUGUUUGUUUAUAUAAGUUGCAGGAACAAAAAACAAGUAAAACUUUGCUUCCUUAAAAAAUCUUGCAACACAAUUUCCCUUAUAUAUUAUGAUCUGUUGUAAUCUAAUUACUGAGAAAAAUUAAUAUGGGAUUAGUCGAUAGUCGAGCUAAUAUGUUUAUUCUAAAUUAUUAAAUUUUAAAUAAUUUUCAAUGUAAAAGAAACUAGUCAUAAAAUUUAAUAACUUUGUUAAACCAUCGUUUUUAAUGUAUACACGUUCAAAUAUAUUUGUACAAAAAAUCUUUAAUUGCAAAUAUUCUUUUUGUUUCGAAAAAUUUUAUUAAUUUAAAAAGGUAUAAUCACUCGACUAACGAUAAAAGAAUUACAUAACCACGUUAAAAUAAUAAUAAUUUCAAUUUUAACAUGCAAAACUGUGUGUUCUUUUGACAAAAGUAAAAAAUUUCUUUAAAUAAAAAUAAAAAAAUUUUAAACAAGGGCCUAUGUUAAUAUUUUUCUGGAAUUGAAAGUUAAUCAGUAAUGUGGUUUCCUUUUUUAAACAAAAGCUUUUUUCAACUGAAAAUGAAACAUUUUUUACAUAAGAUUAUUUUAUAAUCAAUAAUUUCAUUGAGAAAUUAAAUAAUUCCUUUAUAUAAUUAAAGAAUACAUUUGAUUCUCUUGAAAGCUAUAAUUUACUUGCCGUUAAUAAGUUUUGGAGAAAUAUGAAAUAUUUUGUUGAAACAAAUAAAAAAAAAUUCUGAAUGCAUUUCGUUAAAAACAAAUAUUAUGGAAAAUAUUUAUUAAAUAUUAUAUAUAUAUAUAUAUGUAUAUUUAUUCGCAAAAAGAGAUUCAGACUGUAUUAUAAAACGGACAUCGUUUGGGCAUUUAAUGACAAACUGAUUAAUUAUAAUAGUUCCUUUUGUAAUAUUUAAUUAAAUAUUUAUAAAAAGCGAAUAAACGAAAUAAAAUUUGUUUACUCUUUAAAGAGUUAUUUAUUUGUUAUUGUGUUUUUGUAAAUAAGACACGAGUGAGCAUUUCUAUUUUGCGACGGCAAUUUUGUCGAAUAUUGUCAAACAAUCUUCAAAAUAUAUGGAUGCGCAUGAGUGGAUUAAAGUAAAAAAGAGAAUUAUUUUUCGCAACAGCGAAUUUUUCAUUGAAUAUUUGUUUUCGUCGUCACUGCAAUUGUAAAUAUGAUUCAAAAUAUUUAUUAAAAUGUAACAAAAGUAAAAAUACAAUGAUAUUUAUAUGCAAA
This is a messenger RNA of Leptopilina heterotoma, 3171 nucleotides long. RefSeq names its product protein mab-21. The record is from RefSeq and is a predicted model, not a curated record. Lineage: Eukaryota; Metazoa; Arthropoda; Insecta; Hymenoptera; Figitidae. Bases 371 to 1471 code for a protein of 366 amino acids. The transcript has a single exon.